Messenger RNA from Arachis stenosperma, 835 nucleotides. Its product is annotated as glutathione transferase GST 23-like. The transcript is spliced from 2 exons. Gene Ontology annotation, cellular component: cytoplasm. The record is from RefSeq and is a predicted model, not a curated record. Gene Ontology annotation, molecular function: glutathione transferase activity. The coding region runs from base 29 to 697 and encodes 222 amino acids. Gene Ontology annotation, biological process: glutathione metabolic process. Lineage: Eukaryota; Viridiplantae; Streptophyta; Magnoliopsida; Fabales; Fabaceae.
GAGUGAGGAGGUGACACUAAACACAAAAAUGGAAGAUUUGAAGUUACAUGGAUUUUGGUAUAGUCCCUUUACAAUGAGGGUGGUAUGGACCUUGAAAUUGAAGGGUCUAUCAUAUGAGAACAUUGAGGAAGAUCGCUUCAAUAAGAGCCCUCAACUUCUUGAAUACAACCCUGUCCAUAAGAAGACCCCAGUGCUUGUUCAUGGUGGAAAACCCAUUUGUGAGUCCAUGAUCAUUGUUCAAUACAUUGAUGAGUUAUGGCCACAGAAUCCAUUGGUCCCUCAUGAUUCCUAUGAGAGAGCUCAAGCAAGGUUCUGGGUUGCAUAUUCUGAACAAAUGGUUCCUGCACUGCCAGCACUCAUUCAAAGCACUAGUGCGGAAGAGAAAGAAAAGGCCGUACAGAAGGCCUGGGAAAACUUCAAAGUCCUUGAAGAUCAUUGCUUAGCUGAUAAGAGAAAAUUCUUCGGUGGUGACAAAAUUAACAUUGUGGACAUAGCUAUUGGAUCAUUUUUCGUAUUUUUUGUCACUAUAGAAGAUCUUAAACAAGUAAAGAUACUGGUAGCUGAAAAGUUCCCUCUCUUACAUUUAUGGUUUGAUAAUUUCAAGAAUGCCCCAGUUAUCAAAGAAAAUUUCCCUGAUAGGGAGAAAAUGUUGGCUACUAUGAAGGCUGUCUUGGAGAGGAGGUUGGCAUCUUCCUAAGAAGUCAGCAUCUAUAUUUAUGUGCUUGUUUCUUUAUAUACCAACCUUCUGUUGGGUUUGACUUAUUGUGCUUGUAAGGUAUAACAGAAGUUUGAGUUUAUUGUAUUUCUUGAAAUAAUGGAUUCGGUUUUCUUUUAA